AAAGCCAGAGUCCUAUCCUCCUACUUCCCACUCGACUCUCCCUCUGUUUCUAGAGAGAGAAACUCACUCUUUUUAGAGAGAGAAACAGUUACCUUUCACACGAAAAUGGCUUCAUACUCCGCAACAACCAAAUCGUUUACACUAUUUUGCCUUGUCGUCUCUUAUUUCCUUGCUGUUUUUACUGCAGAAGAUGGCUUACUAACCAACGGCGACUUCGAGACACCACCAUCGGGAGGUUUCGCCGACGAAGGCCUCGGCGACAACCCCGACGCAAUCCCAAACUGGAAAGUCAACGGCACGGUGGAACUAGUCGCCUCCGGUCAAAAACAAGGCGGAAUGAUCCUGAUCGUCCCCGAAGGUCGACACGCAGUGAGACUCGGCAACGACGCUCAGAUCUCCCAAGAAUUAAAAUUAGAAAAAGGCGAAAUUUACUCCAUCACUUUCAGCGCCUCUCGCACGUGUGCACAGCUAGAAUCCCUAAACGUGUCUGUUCCACCUGCGUCACAGACGAUUGAUUUACAAACGCUGUAUAGUGUUCAAGGAUGGGACACGUACGCUUGGGCGUUUCAAGCUGAUCAAGAAGAUACUAAUGUCGUUUUUACGAAUCCUGGCAUGGAAGAUGACCCCACGUGUGGGCCCAUCAUUGAUGAUAUCGCUAUUAAGAAGCUUUUUGUUCCUACCAAACCUAAAGAUAACGCAGUACUAAACGGAGAUUUUGAAGAAGGUCCAUGGAUGUUUAGGAACGCGUCUCUAGGCGUCCUACUCCCAACCAACCUGGAUGAGGAAAUCUCAUCCCUACCCGGUUGGAUCGUAGAAUCCAACCGGGCAGUUCGUUACAUCGACUCAAACCACUUCUCAGUCCCGGGCGACAAACGCGCCCUAGAACUACUUUCAGGCAAAGAAGGCAUAAUCUCCCAAAUGGUUUCCACCACCCCAAACAAGCCUUACAAAAUGUCAUUUUCCCUCGGUCACGCGAAUGACAUGUGCAAGCAACCCCUUGCAGUCAUGGCAUUCGCGGGUGACCAAGCGGAAAACAUUCACUAUGCGCCAAACGGGAAUUCCACUUUUCAAAUUGUGAAUGUGAAUUUUACGGCUAAGGCCGAGAGGACACGUGUCGCGUUUUAUAGUGUUUAUUAUAAUACGAGAAGUGAUGAUAUGAGCUCUUUGUGUGGGCCUGUGGUUGAUGAUGUGGCGGUGGUGGUUUCAAAGGGGGUUAGAGGGUUAGGGUUUUCGGGUUUGGUGGUUUUUGUUUUGGUUUUGUUGUUUGUGGUUUAGUUUUUAUGUUGUGAUUUAUUUGGUAAGCAUUAAGCAAAGCUUUUGGUGGUUUCCACUUGUAUGUAGUAAUGGAAUUGAAUAUUUAUGAUGAAAUGGAAUAGAAUGAAGUAUUUAGUAUUAUGAUAAAA
This is a messenger RNA of Lactuca virosa, 1403 nucleotides long. The record is from the annotation of a GenBank genome assembly. Lineage: Eukaryota; Viridiplantae; Streptophyta; Magnoliopsida; Asterales; Asteraceae.